CAGGACUUUAUCCAGACACGCAUCCCAAGGUCUGCAAAUCGCACUCAACUUGGGUUUUAAUAAUAUCACGGAUCACAGUUGCGCUAUUUGAAUCUGAUCUGUUCUGGAUCAGAUAAGAACGACCCAUAGCCAUGAAUCGGCACAUAGUUUAUCUGUUUUUGGGUUUGGUUUUAGGAGCUUUGAGGUCCAGCAAUGGAGGAAUCAGUAGUAGAUAUUCGAGAAGUAACGAUAUCAGUGCUGAUAUGCCGUUGAAUAGUGAUGUUUUUGCAGUGCCACCUGGGUAUAAUGCUCCGCAACAGGUUCACAUAACACAAGGGGAUCAUGAAGGGAGAGGAGUGAUUGUUUCUUGGGUUACACCAAAUGAACCCGGUUCAAGUAAAGUAACUUACUGGGCUGAGAAUACUCAGCUCAAAAAACACGCAGUCGGAAAAUUUGUCACCUACAAGUACUACAAUUACAGCUCACCAUACAUCCAUCAUUGCACCAUCAAGAAUCUGAAAUAUAAUACCAAGUAUUUUUACGAGCUCGGGACAGGAAAUGCCACGCGACAGUUCUGGUUUACCACACCUCCUGAAGUGGGCCCUGAUGUUCCUUAUACCUUUGGUCUUAUCGGGGAUCUCGGUCAAACGUUUGACUCAAACCGAACUUUGACUCAUUACGAAUCAAACCCGGCAAAAGGACAGGCUGUGCUUUUCGUUGGAGACCUUUCUUAUGCCGACGCAUACCCGUUGCAUGAUAACAAUAGGUGGGAUUCAUGGGGAAGGUUUGUAGAAAGAAGUGUCGCGUACCAACCAUGGAUUUGGAGUGCUGGGAAUCAUGAAAUCGAUUUUCUUCCUGAAUAUGGUGAAGGUGAACCAUUUAAGCCAUAUACACAUCGGUAUUAUGUGCCAUAUGAAGCAUCCGGGAGUACAUCUCCUCUUUGGUACUCGAUUAAACGAGCUUCUGCUUACAUUAUCGUGAUGUCAUCCUACUCGGCUUAUGGAAUGUACACGCCUCAAUAUAAAUGGCUCAUGAACGAGCUGCCCAAAGUGAACCGAACCGAGACACCAUGGUUAAUAGUGGUUAUGCAUUGUCCAUUGUAUAGUAGCUAUGUACAUCAUUAUAUGGAAGGUGAAACCAUGAGAGUGAUGUACGAACAAUAUUUUGUUCAGUACAAAGUUGAUGUUGUGUUCUCUGGACACGUUCAUGCCUACGAGCGAACGGACCGGGUAUCGAAUAUAGCUUACAAUAUCGAAAACGGGUUGUGCAAUCCUAAAUAUGAUGGAUCUGCCCCUGUUUACAUAACCGUUGGUGAUGGAGGAAACCAAGAAGGAUUGCUCUAUGAGAUGGUGGAUCCACAACCGAAGUAUUCGGCAUUUAGGGAACCGAGCUAUGGGCAUGCUACAUUCGAGAUCAAGAACAGAACGACUGCUUAUUACGCUUGGCAUCGUAAUCAAGAUGGAUAUUCUGUCGAAGCGGAUUCUUUCUGGUUUCACAAUUUGUACUGGACUUCAACAUCAGAUUCAUCAGCUGCAUCUUUCUGAGUAUAAUUUCAAGGUUAGAAGUCAGAAUUCCACGAGUGAAUAUGUUCAUCAGCUGCAUCACCAGAUUCAUCAUGUUGCAUGUGGAUCUUAAGGCUAAUGUUAAGAUUUAAACUAUGUGGGUGAUAGUCAGAUCUAUAGAUAUAUAUGAUAAAAUGCAGUAAAAUGAGUUACUAAAAGAUUGUGUUUGAGAUGAUGGUGUUUGGAUGUGUUUCUUGUAUUUGAAAUUAAAAUCAUAAUAAGAUGAUUAAAUGUUGAAGUAUUAAGUAAA
Molecule: messenger RNA, 1791 nt
Organism: Helianthus annuus (common sunflower)
Lineage: Eukaryota; Viridiplantae; Streptophyta; Magnoliopsida; Asterales; Asteraceae
Product: purple acid phosphatase 2
Exons: 8
Coding region: 132-1523 (463 amino acids)
Molecular function (GO): metal ion binding; protein binding; acid phosphatase activity
Source: RefSeq, a predicted model, not a curated record